ACAUGGCCGCGCUCACGGGUGCAUGGCCUGUGUCGAGACUGAGCCGUUGCCUCAGACGAGGAUUGCACUGCACAGGGAAUCUGUAUCACCGACGAUGUGUUCGGGUGCGAUUUGCACCAAGCCCUACCGGAAUGCUACAUCUUGGCGGCCUGCGAACGGCACUAUACAAUUAUUUGUUCGCAAAGUCAAAACCAGGAGGGAAGUUCUUGCUACGAAUCGAAGACACAGAUCAGACUCGCUUAGUACCAAAUGCAAUAGAAAAGUUAGAAGACAUGCUGUCAUGGGCAGGUAUCUCACCUGAUGAAGGGCCCAGUCAGGGAGGCAGCUAUGGUCCAUACAAACAGUCAGAAAGAAUUGAGCUUUACCAAGAGAGCAUCAAAGUCCUUGUUCAAAAUGAGAGUGCGUACCAUUGUUUCUGCACACCGAGAAGACUGGAGCUUGUUCGUAAGGAGGCUGCACGCAGAGGGGAGACACCAAGGUACGACAAUAGGUGUCGCCAGUGGUCAAGUUCAGAGGUCAAGGAGAAGUUAGCAAGAAAUACACCCUAUGUUAUCAGGUUAAAGCUUGAAGCUACAGCAGAGCCAUGGGACGACCUGUUGAAGGGGCGCACAUCUCACAACAUUGCCGAUGCAGAGGGGGAUCCGGUUCUCAUAAAAAGUGACAGGUUUCCCACGUACCACUUCGCUAAUGUAGUAGACGAUCAUCACAUGGGCAUCACUCAUGUUCUUCGAGGAGACGAAUGGCAGACCUCCACACCUAAACAUCUGUUACUGUACAAGUCAUUUGGCUGGGAUCCUCCCCGAUAUGCCCACCUCCCUCUCAUCCUCAACAAGGAUGGAACCAAGCUGUCCAAACGAGGAGACGAUGUCCAAGUGGAACACUUCAAGAACGAAGGCUAUUACCCAGAAGCUCUGCUGAACUACGUGACCAAAAUAGGGGGUGGCUUCUCAAGCGACGGAACUACCGGCUUCUCCCUGGAGGAGAUGAUUCAACAGUUCUCGUUAGAGAGACUGCGUCGUAACUCUGGGAGACUGGAUCCUGAAUACCUGGAUGAAGCAAACCGUAUUCAUCUUGGCGCCAAGCUGGGCAGAGGCUGCAGCAGACAGCAGGUUAUAGAAGACGUCCGGACACUUGUGCUGGCUGGACACAGUCAGAGCUUGGGUGAAGGGACAUUAAGAGAACAGAUCCUCAGCUCGGAGUACAUUGGUAACAUCCUUGACUGUGCCUUUGAGGAGGGCAGGAUUAUGAAACCAAAGGAUCUUCUGAAGUCAGACUGGAGGUUUCUGUGGAGCGCACCGCGGAGGGAGACUGUUCAGGAUUUGAAAACUGCCUCUAUUGAUGUAGCACACUUGUUGGAGGGCUGCUGUCAGCGACUGUCCGUCAUUACUGGGUUUGAUGCUGAUCAGCUCCAGACCGAGCUGCAGGAGCUGGUCCGAGGUGAAGGAUAUUCUGCGAGACCGGUCAUGCAUAGUCUGAGGCAGGCACUCAGUGGUUUGAAGGAAGGGCCUCGCGUGGUGGACAUGAUGCUGGCACUAGGGAGGGACCACACCAUACAGCGGCUGAAACACACACUCCACAUCCUCACUCACUCAUGACACCUGUCAGUCAUGUGUCACAUACGAUAUGCACAAGGCUCCACGAGCACAGGUCUUCAGACUGAGUGAAUUACCAACUGUAGACGUACCUGAUACAGGAUACUUUGCUGGGCAUUGUUCAACACAGUGAUCUAUGUUUAAGUAUGGGAGUAGUAAUUAGGAUGAAGAUCGCGUUCAAGAACGUGCCCUGGUCAUCCUUGUCAGUUAGAGGGGACGCUUGGUCAGCCCCGUGGAUAAAGCGUACGACCGUCACGCCAAAAUCUGGGGUUGAUUUCCGACUUGUGAAACCAGUGGAGCAAAUGAUAUGAACUAGCCAAACUGCAAGAAGCACUGAUCAUUACAUAAUUACUGAAAUUAAUUUCAUCUAUUUCCUUACCCCCAUGUGUAACAUAGUAGAGUGUAGGGCUGGGACGAGUCCAAAUUUACUCCCCGGGUACCCGACCCCCUAUUACCUGACCCUACCCGGGUACCCACUACAGGUCUCAAGAGUUGGGAACAAAAUGUCUGAUUAGGAAUUGUUUUACGCAGCCUGGCAAAAAGUAUUAGGAUACAUUUAUCAAACGAUCAGAUCAAACAUUCACUGAAGCUGACUGAAGCUUUAUCUUUACUCAAACAUAUACAAGUCAAAAGGAAUGUGUGCAUUGCCAGAAUGAAAUAUGAACAUUAGCGACUUGUAGUUACCACUGAGCUAUAGUGAGUUUUUGUCAUUAAACAAUAUAUCACGUGACUAACCACGGGUCCGGGUAGUCCUCUGGGUUCCCGGGUCCUACUUAUGACACAUCCGACCCGGGUACCCGAGUUACCCGUCCCAGCCCUAGUAGAGUGGUGUCUAAAUGUUCAGUCAUGACAGGGGCAGUGGGGUGACUAGUGAUUGAAGCGUUGGCUCAUCUCGCGGAAGACCUGGGUUCGAUUCCCUACAUGUGUACAGUGUGUAAAGCCCAAUUCUGGUGUAUCCCGCCAUGAUAUUGCUGGAGUAUUACUAAAAGCCACGAAAACCAUUCUCACUCACUUGACAUUUAAAUGUGAAGAUGUCCCUGUGAAUGGUUAAAAGAGUAUUAUAUUGUAGAAAUAUAUUGUUAAAUAUAAGAGAAAGAUUGAAUGCAUGUGGUGAAAGAGUGUAUGUAAUUUGUACAUUUGAUAUUAUACAUAAUAUACUUACUGAAAUAAAUCGUUUGUGGUCAAG
This is a messenger RNA of Haliotis rufescens (red abalone), 2778 nucleotides long. RefSeq names its product probable glutamate--tRNA ligase, mitochondrial. Gene Ontology annotation, biological process: glutamyl-tRNA aminoacylation. NCBI's taxonomy places the organism in Eukaryota, Metazoa, Mollusca, Gastropoda, Lepetellida, Haliotidae. The record is from RefSeq and is a predicted model, not a curated record. The transcript has 14 exons. Gene Ontology annotation, molecular function: zinc ion binding; tRNA binding; ATP binding. The coding region runs from base 3 to 1595 and encodes 530 amino acids.